Alosa alosa (allis shad) is the source of this 1917-nucleotide messenger RNA. RefSeq names its product myotubularin 1 (gene mtm1). Gene Ontology annotation, biological process: negative regulation of autophagosome assembly; dephosphorylation; mitochondrion distribution. The transcript is spliced from 15 exons. Gene Ontology annotation, molecular function: phosphatidylinositol-3,5-bisphosphate 3-phosphatase activity. NCBI's taxonomy places the organism in Eukaryota, Metazoa, Chordata, Actinopteri, Clupeiformes, Clupeidae. Gene Ontology annotation, cellular component: plasma membrane. The record is from RefSeq and is a predicted model, not a curated record. Bases 102 to 1916 code for a protein of 604 amino acids.
CUCUGAGUGAGCUCUUCCUACGGUGCAGCAAAACAGACUGACGAAUUCAGGAACGGAGAAUCGUUGAUUGUGGUGCGUGUGGAAGAAGCACUCCCUGAGUUAUGGCCUCGGCAUCCAUACCAGCAUACAACUCCAUCCCACUGGAGAACAGCUCCAGCCAGAACGCAUCCAAUGAGAGUCUGAAGAUGGAGCCGCUGGCUGAUGUUGCCCUAUUGCCAGGGGAGGAGAGAGUGAUCGACAAAGACAUCAUUUACAUCUGCCCUUUCAAUGGCGCACUGAAAGGCAAAGUCUUCAUCACAAACUUCAGACUCUACUUCAAGAGUGACGGGGACCAUGUGGUGGUCCUGGACGUCCCACUGGGGGCAAUCAGUCGGGUGGAGAAAAUGGGCGGGGCCUCCAGUCGAGGGGAGAACUCGUAUGGUCUGGACAUCACCUGCAAGGAUAUGAGGAACCUGAGGUUUGCUCUGAAGCAGGAGGGUCACAGUAGAAGAGACAUCUUUGAGAUACUCUUCAGAUAUGCCUUUCCUCUCUCCCACGGCCUGCCGCUGUUUGCAUACCUCAGUCAGGAGAAAUUUGAUGAGAACGGCUGGCACGUUUACAAACCCAUGGAGGAGUACCGGAGGCAGGGCCUUCCCACUGACAAGUGGCGAAUCUCUUUCAUCAACGAGGACUACAAACUGUGCGACACGUACCCCACCAUCCUGGUGGUGCCGUUCAAGGCCACGGAGGAUGACCUGCAGAAGGUGGCCACCUUCCGAUCCCGCUGCCGCAUCCCAGUGCUGUCGUGGAUCAACAAGGAGAACCAGGCAGUGAUUGUGCGCUGCAGCCAGCCCCUGGUGGGCAUGAGCGGCAAGCGCAACAAGGAUGACGAGCGCUACCUCGAGAUGAUCCGCGAGGCCAACGGCACCACCAAGCUCACCAUCUUUGACGCCCGGCCCAACGUCAAUGCCGUCGCAAACAAGGCGACAGGUGGGGGCUACGAGGGGGACGACGCCUAUCAGAACGCGGAGCUGGUCUUCCUGGACAUCCAUAACAUCCAUGUCAUGCGCGAGUCCCUCAAGAAGCUCAAGGACAUCGUCUACCCCAACGUGGAGGAGGCCCACUGGCUCUCUAGCCUGGAGUCCACCCAUUGGCUGGAACACAUCAAGUUGGUGCUGUCGGGGGCCAUCCAGGUGGCCGAUAAGGUGUCCUCGGGCAACUCGGUGGUGGUGCACUGCAGCGACGGCUGGGACCGCACGGCCCAGCUCACCUCCCUGGCCAUGCUGAUGCUGGACAGCCACUACCGCACCCUCAGGGGCUUCCAGGUGCUGCUGGAGAAGGAGUGGAUCGGCUUCGGACACAAGUUCGCCUCGAGAAUUGGCCAUGGGGACAAAAACCAUGCAGACCAGGACCGGUCGCCCAUCUUUUUGCAAUUUAUCGACUGCGUGUGGCAGAUGACCAAACAGUUCCCCACAGCGUUUGAGUUCAAUGAGCGUCUCCUGAUGGUCAUCCUGGAUCACCUGUACAGCUGCCGCUUUGGCACCUUCCUCUACAACUGCGAGAAUGUCCGUGACAACAACUUGUUGCGAACAAAGACUGUGUCCCUGUGGUCCCUGGUCAACAGCGACACGUCGUCCUUCAUCAACCCCUUCUACACAGAGGAGUCAAGCCGUGUGCUCUACCCUGUGGCCAGCAUGCGCCACCUAGAGCUCUGGGUGACUUACUACAUCCGGUGGAACCCUCGCAUUAGACAGCAGCAGCAGAGUCCAGUGGAACAGCGCUACAGGGAGCUGCUGGCCCUGCGCGACCAGUACCUGAAGAAGCUCCAGGAGCUGCAGCUGUCCGACUCCUCCCCCUCCACCCACCUGUCCAACAGCUCCACGCCCUCGGCCGCCUCCCCCACGCAGCACAUCACACGCCUCCAGACGCCCUUCUGAU